This is a messenger RNA of Vidua macroura (Pin-tailed whydah), 3158 nucleotides long. RefSeq names its product cyclin-dependent kinase 11B. The transcript is spliced from 20 exons. Bases 81 to 2390 code for a protein of 769 amino acids. Gene Ontology annotation, biological process: regulation of mitotic cell cycle; protein phosphorylation. Gene Ontology annotation, cellular component: nucleus. Lineage: Eukaryota; Metazoa; Chordata; Aves; Passeriformes; Viduidae. Gene Ontology annotation, molecular function: cyclin-dependent protein serine/threonine kinase activity; ATP binding. The record is from RefSeq and is a predicted model, not a curated record.
GGGCGGAAGUGACGCGUGACUCGCGCGCUGCUGCUCGCAGUCCCCGGUGGAGGCGGCGAGGGUGUUUUUUUUAAACUCAAAUGGGUGAUGAAAAGGAUUCUUGGAAAGUGAAGACUUUAGAUGAGAUUCUCCAGGAGAAGAAGCGAAGGAAGGAGCAAGAGGAGAAGGCAGAGAUCAAACGUAUGAAAAAUUCAGAUGACAGGGAUUCCAAGAGGGAUUCUCUUGAAGAGGGGGAGCUGAGAGACCAUCGCAUGGAAAUCACCAUCAGGAACUCGCCGUACAGGAGGGAAGACUCCAUGGAAGACAGGGGAGAAGAAGAUGAUUCCUUGGCUAUCAAACCACCCCAGCAAAUGUCCCGGAAAGAAAAAACCCAUCACAGGAAAGAUGAGAAGAGGAAAGAGAAACGCAGGCACAGGAGUCACUCUGCAGAAGGGAAGCAUGCCAGAGUGAAAGAGAAAGAACGGGAGCAUGAGCGUAGGAAGAGACAUAGAGAAGAGCAGGAUAAAGCCCGGCGUGAAUGGGAGAGACAGAAACGGAGAGAGAUGGCAAGGGAGCAUUCCAGGAGGGAGAGAGAUCGUCUGGAGCAACUGGAGAGAGAAAGGGAAAGAAAAAUCCGGGAGCAGCAGAAGGAACAGAGGGAGCAAAAGGAGCGAGAGAGGAGAGCUGAGGAGAGGAGGAAGGAGAGGGAAGCCAGGAGAGAAGUUUCUGCACACCAUAGAACAGUGAGGGAAGAAUAUGGAGACAAAGUAAAAAUGAGACCCUGGAGUCGCAGCCCUUUGCGCCAGCAGAGAGACAAGCUUGAGCAAGGAGAGAGCAGGAAACCAGUAAAAGAAGAGAAACCAGAAGAGAGGGAUCCUCUGUCAGACUUGCAAGACAUCAGUGACAGUGAGAGAAAAACCAGCUCAGCAGAGUCUUCCUCAGAAUCUGGAUCAGGCUCAGAAGAGGAAGAGGAAGAGUCCAGCAGUGAAGGCUCUGAGGAAGAGGGAGAGGAAGAGGAGGAGGAGGAGGAGACAGGAAGCAAUUCUGAGGAAGUGUCUGAGCAAUCAGCAGAGGAGGUGAGCGAAGAGGAAAUGAGCGAAGAGGAGGAACGGGAGAAUGGAAACCACAUCCCAGUUGUUCCAGAGUCGAGGUUUGACCGGGAUUCUGCAGGGAGUGAGGUGGAGGAGGAGGAGGUCGGGGAGGGAUCCCCUCAUUCCAAUGCCAUGACAGAAGGGGAAUACAUUCCUGAUUCUCCAGCUUCCUCCCCCAUCGAGCUGAAACAGGAGCUUCCCAAGUAUCUUCCUGCCCUCCAGGGAUGUCGCAGCGUGGAGGAAUUCCAGUGUUUGAACAGGAUUGAAGAAGGAACCUAUGGUGUGGUGUACAGGGCAAAGGACAAAAAGACUGAUGAAAUUGUGGCUCUGAAGCGACUGAAAAUGGAAAAGGAGAAGGAAGGUUUUCCCAUUACUUCUCUGAGAGAAAUAAAUACAAUUCUGAAAGCACAGCACCUGAAUAUUGUCACUGUCAGAGAGAUCGUUGUGGGCAGUAACAUGGAUAAAAUCUAUAUUGUGAUGAACUACGUGGAACACGACCUCAAGAGCCUGAUGGAAACAAUGAAACAGCCUUUCCUGCCAGGGGAAGUGAAGACUUUGAUGAUUCAGUUACUGCGAGGGGUCAAACACCUCCACGACAACUGGAUCCUUCACAGAGACUUGAAAACUUCCAACCUGCUGCUCAGUCAUUCAGGCAUUUUAAAAGUUGGAGAUUUUGGAUUAGCCAGGGAAUAUGGGUCUCCCCUGAAGCCCUACACCCCCGUGGUUGUGACCCUGUGGUACAGAGCUCCAGAGCUGCUGCUUGGAGCAAAGGAAUAUUCCACAGCCAUAGACAUGUGGUCAGUGGGGUGUAUUUUUGGGGAGCUGCUGACGCAGAAGCCGCUGUUCCCAGGGAAGUCAGAAAUCGACCAGAUUAACAAAGUUUUUAAGGAUCUGGGUACUCCCAGUGAAAAGAUCUGGCCUGGUUACAACGAGCUGCCAGCAGUGAAGAAAAUGACCUUCACAGAAUAUCCCUACAACAACCUGCGCAAGAGAUUCGGGGCUCUGCUCUCUGACCAGGGCUUUGACCUGAUGAACAACUUCCUGACGUACUACCCGGCGCGGCGCAUCACGGCCGAGGACGGGCUGAAGCACGAGUACUUCCGAGAGACCCCGCUGCCCAUCGACCCCUCCAUGUUCCCCACCUGGCCAGCCAAGAGUGAGCAGCAGAGGGUCAAGAGGGGCACCAGCCCCCGGCCCCCCGAGGGAGGGCUGGGCUACAGCCAGCUGGGUGAUGAUGACCUGAAGGACACAGGUUUCCAUCUGACCACCACAAAUCAAGGAGCAUCUGCUGCAGGACCUGGCUUCAGCCUCAAGUUUUGAACUCAACAUGAAAAAGGAGGGGGGAAAGAAAAACCCCAAAAAGCAAAAAAAAAAAAAAAAAAAAAAAAAUCACAGCACCAUUCAUGUGAGUGGAUUUGAGGGCCCCAGUUCUGUUCUGUGUCAGGGGCACCAGAUGUUUUUCCCUGUGAAAAAAACUCAAAAAUUAUCACAGAUUCCAAGGCUCUUGUUUUAUAAAUCAAUGUGGAGUUUAUCUGCUGCAUUCCAUUAGAGGACUGGAGUUAACCUGAAAACCCCAGGAUCAUCACAAACUGUGACAAAGGACAACUUGAAAUAACAGUCCUGGAACAGUUUCUGGUUUAUUUUUAGGGGUGGUUUGUUUUGGUUUUUUUUUUUGUUGUUGUUUGGUUUUUUUUGUUUGUUUUUUUUUUUUUUUUGAGUUUGUUUUGUUUUUGUUUUGUUUCUUUUUUUUCCUUGUAAAUUUGUAGAAUUAAAAUACAUUUUCAAUUGUUUAAUAGUGUGAAGGAUUUCAUUGCUUCACAUGCAGCAAAGUGGGAUGUUGGUGACAGUAAAGAGAGUUUAUUUUUUAUUUAAAGUAAGUAAAUUUGUGUCUGAAUAUAUUUAGAGCAAAAAGAACAAUGGCAAUUCUGAGGUUUGUAUCCUGUUACCUUGGAGAGAGCUGGGCUGGGUUUGAUACUCCCUGACCAGAUUUUUUUUUUUUGUUUGUUCUGUAAAUGUAUUUACAGUGGUGCAAAAUUACUCUAUUGUUUUAUAAAUCAAAAAGAUUUAAUAUGGAGACUUGAAACUUUA